AUGGAGCAGGCCCAGUUGAAAUCGGGAGUUGCGUACGCACCUUGUGUGGUCCGUGAGUGGUCACCACCGAUCAGAAGCACAGAAGCUCAGGGGUAUUGCGUCUGCGGAGAGGCCGUCGAGAAAAUGUUACAUUUGGGACGUGGUGGAGUACGUUUUGCCAGUUCAACAGCUGUAGCAACAGCAGAUACUAAAGCAGCUAAGCUUUUGGAUUCAAUAAUAAGAGUAAAUCAUGCUGGAGAAUUGGGUGCUGAUAGAAUUUACGCCGGACAAAUGGCUGUUUUAGGAAAAUCAUCAGUGGGUCCAACAAUUGAACACAUGUGGGACCAAGAGAAAAGACACAGAGAAAAAUUCGAAGAGCUAAUUCGAAAGUACAGAGCAAGACCCACAGCCUUGCUUCCAAUAUGGAAUGUUGCGGGAUUUAUUUUGGGUGCUGGUACUGCGCUUAUGGGUGAGAAAGCUGCUAUGGCUUGCACAGUAGCUGUUGAAACGGUUAUUGUUGAACAUUACAAUGAUCAAUUACGAGCAUUGAUGGAAGACAAAAAUCAAGAGGAUGUUGAUCAAGAAUUAUUGGAGACGAUUAAAAAGUUUCGCGACGAAGAACAGGAGCAUCAUGAUACGGGAAUAGAUCUUGGUGCUGAACAAGCUCCGCUUUAUGAUGCGCUGACAAAAAUUAUCAAAGCAGGAUGUAAAACUGCUAUUGCAAUAUCUAAGGUCGUAUGA
Messenger RNA from Cotesia congregata, 720 nucleotides. NCBI's taxonomy places the organism in Eukaryota, Metazoa, Arthropoda, Insecta, Hymenoptera, Braconidae. The record is from the annotation of a GenBank genome assembly.